Messenger RNA from Brassica napus (rape), 989 nucleotides. RefSeq names its product homeobox-leucine zipper protein ATHB-17. Gene Ontology annotation, molecular function: DNA-binding transcription factor activity, RNA polymerase II-specific; sequence-specific DNA binding. Lineage: Eukaryota; Viridiplantae; Streptophyta; Magnoliopsida; Brassicales; Brassicaceae. Gene Ontology annotation, biological process: regulation of DNA-templated transcription. The coding region runs from base 178 to 765 and encodes 195 amino acids. The record is from RefSeq and is a predicted model, not a curated record. The transcript has 4 exons.
UCUCAUAUGGAUUCGCAUGCGUGAGUGUGUAUGUAUAUACAUAUACACUUAUCUAUAAAAAAAUUACAAGUAUGUGUGUUAAUAUAAAUAUAAAGGCAUCGCCACGGUUCAAGUUUGUCUCUUCAUUACUAGCCUGCCUCUCUAACUUUACCUUCUCUUCUUCUUUCUACUCAAUUAAUGGCGAUUUUACCGGAAAACUCUUCACACCUAGAUCUUACUAUCUCCGUACCAGGCUUCUCUUCGUCUCCACCCUCCGAUGAAGGAAGUGGCGGAGGAAGAGAGCAGCUAAAGCUAGACAUGAAUCAAUUGCCGUCUUCGUCUGAAGACGAUGAAGAACUCAGCCACGGUGGCUCUGCUCCUCCCCGCAAGAAACUCCGUCUAACCAGAGAACAGUCUCGUCUUCUUGAAGAUAGUUUCAGACAGAAUCAUACUCUUAAUCCCAAGGAAGCACUUGCAAAGCAUUUGAUGCUACGGUCAAGACAAAUUGAAGUUUGGUUCCAAAACCGUAGAGCGAGGAGCAAACUGAAGCAAACUGAGAUGGAAUGUGAGUAUUUUAAAAGGUGGUUUGGUUCGCUAACUGAGCAAAACCAUAGGCUCCAUAGAGAAGUAGAAGAGCUUAGGGCCAUGAACGUGGGACCACCCACGGUGACCUCCGCCUCGAGCCUCAGCAUGUGUCCUCGCUGCGAGCGAGUCACUACUGCAGCCAGCCCCUCGCUGGCGAUUCCUUCCCAGAAAACGCUUCCGCCGCAAGAGAGUGAGCAUUGAUUUAUGUAUUUAGUUAUUUUUGGAUAUGGUUUAGAAGUCAACGAAACUGAUGAUAACAUGAUUUCCGUGUAAAUAUAGUAAUUAGGGAUUCUAUGCGCGCACGGCGAAUCUUUGUAGAUAUUUUACUUAUUUGAUCAAAAAUCCAAUCCACUUACUUUUGUUUGAAGAUAUAUAUAGAUAUAUGUAUAGUUUUAAAAAAUGUAUAACAUUUCAAUUUUGGACUC